ACACAUGGACGGGAAGCGCAAUCUCUCCAUUCCCUUUGGGGAACGUCACGUGCUACACAGCGCACAUUCUAGUAAAGGGGGUUUCGAAAUCCAUUAAAGCCAGCUGUCUGAGAAAAACUGAGCACAGACCCGGGGAAUCCUGCUAGAUAAAGCUGAGUCUGCUGCGGAUGUUUUCAGAAAACUUCCAGAGCAUUUCUCACACCCCGAGUACAGACUAUUAGGAGUUUAGUUGUUUCACUGAGUGGUUUGGGUUCAAGCGCUUUUCUACAGUUUAGUAGAAGGGUCAGGUAAUCAGCUAUUACAUUUUAACUACACGAUUUAUUUUAAGAGACAUACGUAAUUAGCUUUCGUUGUUCAGUAUUGAUUUCCUUUUAUGGUGUCAGGAUUAAAGUUGUGUGAACUAUCAGUUACGGUAGUUUAAAAGUUCUCGUAAGUUUCAUAAAAGUUUUAACAACCUGAGAACUUUAUAAAGACGUGUUUUUGUAUUAAAGAGAAUGGCAGACGGACACUUUUACACAAUAGGCAGCAGGCACAGGAUUCCGAGAGACCCGUUCAGAGAGCAGCCGCUUGGGUCCCGGUUCCUGGAUGAAGAUUUUGGAAUGACCCCCUUCUCGGACGAGCUGUCAAUGGACUGGCUGGGUUGGGCUAGACCCCGACUCAGCGCUCCGUGGCCGGGUACCCUGCGCUCGGAGAUCUCGCGGGGAUCCACUGCUACCCCUCCUGGAUAUGGUGCGCGAUACUCAGCCACCGUCCCCGGGGAGCCUUGGAAAGUGUGCGUAAAUGUGCACAACUUCAAACCUGAGGAACUGACAGUUAAAACGAAGGAUGGCUUUGUAGAAGUGUCAGGCAUGCAUGAAGAAAAGCAAGAAGAAGGAGGAAUAGUUUCCAAAAACUUUACAAAAAAAAUUCAGAUUCCUGGGGAUGUUGAUCCUGUGACAGUCUUUGCCUCCUUGUCUCCUGAAGGAGUUCUUAUUAUUGAAGCUCAUCAGACUCCACCAUAUUACCUCUUUGGCAAUGACAGCGGAGGAGAGGAAACAGAGUUUAAAUCUCAAGAGACAUCUGUGGCUUAGUCCCGGCACCUGGAGUGUCAGAGGUGGCCUUAAAGGUGAACCGUAAUCCUGAGAUCAUCGA
Molecule: messenger RNA, 1131 nt
Organism: Polyodon spathula (Mississippi paddlefish)
Lineage: Eukaryota; Metazoa; Chordata; Actinopteri; Acipenseriformes; Polyodontidae
Product: heat shock protein beta-8-like
Exons: 3
Coding region: 495-1070 (191 amino acids)
Biological process (GO): cellular response to unfolded protein
Cellular component (GO): protein folding chaperone complex; nucleus; cytoplasm
Molecular function (GO): protein homodimerization activity
Source: RefSeq, a predicted model, not a curated record